AUGGAGUCUCCCAUGCCCAGCAGCAACGGCGGCUUGUCGCCGCGCUCUUUUGCCAUACAACACCAGCGCCCGCGGAUCAGCUUUACAGGAUGCUCCAGAAUCACCGAUUAUGAGGUACUCGGCAAGCUUGGCGAGGGUACCUUUGGCGAGGUUCAUCGCGCGCGUUCGCGCAAGACCAACGCGCUCGUCGCGCUGAAGAAGAUCAUCAUGCAUAAUGAAAAGGAUGGCGUAUGUCAAACCCAGUUCAUCGCGCGCAGGCCCUUCCAGGCCAUGCGUAACGACCCAAGACCACUUGAGGCUGACGACAAUCCCCAGUUUCCCAUUACGGCGCUCCGAGAGAUCAAGCUCUUGAAACUGCUCUCCCACGAUAAUAUCCUUCGUCUCGAAGAUAUGGCAGUGGAGCACCCCCCUAGAUCGAACGAUGUGAAACGAAAACGACCGAUCAUGUACAUGGUUACACCUUAUAUGGACCACGAUCUUUCUGGACUCCUCGAUAACCCCUCGGUCACAUUUACCGAACCCCAAAUCAAAUGCUACAUGUUGCAGCUUCUCGAAGGCCUGCGGUAUCUACAUGAUCAACAUAUCCUUCACCGAGACAUGAAGGCUGCCAAUCUGUUGAUCAACAACAAAGGAAUCCUCCAGAUUGCCGAUUUUGGUCUGGCGAGACACUACGACGGGCCCACGCCCAAGGCCGGCCAGGGAGGUGGAGAUGGCAAGCGGGAGUAUACCGGCCUGGUCGUCACCAGAUGGUACAGGCCUCCCGAGCUUCUGCUGCACCUGAAGAAGUACACGACUGCUAUUGACGUUUGGGGGGUUGGCUGCGUGUUUGGUGAGAUGCUUACCGGGAAACCGAUCCUUUCGGGCGACAGCGACGGCCAUCAGCUGGAUAUCAUCUGGGACCUCGUGGGCUCGCCGACGCCACAAAACAUGCCGCUGUGGAGCACACUUCCUGGCUCCGAGGGGCUGCAACCGCGGUCCCGCCCCGGCAACUUGUCCACGAGAUUCAGGGAACACGGUUCGGCCGCCAUCUCGUUGCUCAAGGAGCUUCUGAAGCUGGACUGGAAAACACGCAUCAACGCCAUCGAUGCGCUGCAGCACCCGUACUUCAAGAUGUCGCCUCUGCCGGCCAAGGCGCACGAGCUCCCGACGUUUGAGGAGAGCCACGAGUUUGACAGGCGCAAGUUCCACGACCGCAAGGCCGCCCUGCCUCCAGCCCCUAAGGGUGGCACGGUUGGCAUGGGUCCCGAAGCGCAUGGCGCCAGCGCCGGGUUCAACACUGGGGACGGCUACGCAAACGGUCGCAACGGGGUCAACGGAGGGCGCCACCCUCAUCGCAACGGCGACGAAAGGCGACCGGCGUGGGCGCGCGACAGGCCAAUGCCCGGUGAGCGAGGACUGCCACCACGCCCUCCGCCACCGGUGGACAGCGGUGACGACCGCGGGGGGUACCGUGACCGGAAUGGCGGACGCGGACCUCGCAACCCCAGGCCGCCGGGCGCGGACGUGGAUACGUAUAUGCCCAGCUACGGUCGUGAAGGUGGACGGCACCGGGAUGACCGGCCGCGAGAUGACCGACCACCCCUGGACCGACCUCGUGACGAUCGCCCUCCUCUGGAUCGCCGCCGUCGUAAUAGCAGGGACGACUGGCGCUCCGACCGAGGGCCGGACCGGGUGCCGCAGUACGGCAGCAGGGAGAGACACACACGGAGCAGGAGCCGGUCGCCGGUCCGAGAUCGCGAGCGUGAACGGGACUAUCGCCGUUAG
This is a messenger RNA of Verticillium nonalfalfae, 1764 nucleotides long. It is a transcript of the gene BUR1, whose product is annotated as serine/threonine protein kinase, CMGC, CDC2/CDK sub. The transcript is spliced from 4 exons. Bases 1 to 1764 code for a protein of 587 amino acids. Gene Ontology annotation, biological process: protein phosphorylation. The record is from RefSeq and is a predicted model, not a curated record. Gene Ontology annotation, cellular component: nucleus. Gene Ontology annotation, molecular function: cyclin-dependent protein serine/threonine kinase activity; ATP binding. Lineage: Eukaryota; Fungi; Ascomycota; Sordariomycetes; Glomerellales; Plectosphaerellaceae.